AUAGAAAUUUAAUGACUGACCUAAUUCCAAAACGUUAGCCACCUGCCGAUGAACGGAUGAAAGUGAUGAUCUGAAAGCAUGGCGUUUUUGGUGGCCAACUUUUUGUUACCUACCUAGACACGUUCUUUAGCCACCAUAUUUUGCGACCUUGUGAGCUUAAGAGAACAGCUGAGAGAACAGGAAGACACUUUCUAAUGGAGACAGUUGGGACUUCUGAGAAAAUGAUAGGUAACAUAGCUCAAAGAUGGAGGGUGCUCAGUGGGCAGGAUAACUGGAAGAACCUCUUGGACCCUUUGGACAUCGAUCUUCGACAAUACAUUCUUCACUACGGAGAUAUGGCACAGGCAACAUACGACGGUUUCAACUGGAACAAGAUGUCCAAAUUUGCUGGGGACAGCCAUUACGCAAGGAAGGACUUCUUCUCUAAAGUUGGUUUAGCUAUAGCCAACCCGUACAAGUAUAAGGUCACCAAAUUCCUCUAUGCAACUUCAGGGAUUGAAGUUUCAGAUGCGUUUUUAUUGAAGUCUCUAUCAGGGAAAGCUUGGAACAAAGAGUCGAAUUGGAUGGGGUACGUUGCUGUGGCAACGGAAGAGGGAUCGACUGCAUUAGGAAGAAGGGACAUUGUAAUUGCUUGGAGAGGAACAAUUCAAGCAUGGGAAUGGGUUGAUGACUUCAACUUUCCUCUUGUUCCUGCCACAGAACUAUUUGGAGCAGCUAAUCCUUCUAAUGUUCACAAAGGCUGGCUUUCCAUUUACACUUCUAAGGAUUCUCGAUCGCCCUAUAACCCGAAUAGUGCAAGACAGCAGGUACUAGCUGAAGUUGAGAGGCUACUAGAGGAAUAUCAAGAUGAAGAGAUCAGUAUAACUAUAACAGGACACAGUUUAGGUGCUGCCCUUGGAACACUGAAUGCAGCUGACAUAGUUGCAAAUCAGAUAAACAAGGGGAAAAGGCAACCCCAGAAACUCUUCCCUGUAACAGCCUUCUUGUUUGCCAGUCCACAUGUAGGAGACCGGAACUUCAGAAAGUUCUUUAAUUCCAUGAAUAAUCUUCAUGUUUUAAGAACUCGGAACAAGGUGGACUUAGUACCAGAAUACCCACUGUUGGGUUAUGUGGAUGUCGGAGCCGAGUUGGUAAUCGACACACUAAAAUCGAAAUACUUGAAGAGUCCUGGAUGUUUCAGGAGCUGGCACUCUUUGGAGGCUUAUCUUCAUGGGGUGGCAGGAACACAGGGAAUUGAAGGUGGGUUUUUGUUAGAAGUGAAAAGGGACAUAGCACUUGUGAACAAAUCUUUGGAUGCUCUCAAGGAUGAGUAUUUGGUGCCUGCCUCAUGGUGGUGUGUCCAAAACAAAGGAAUGGUACAAGACGCUGAUGGCUUUUGGCGGCUGGAAGAUCAUGAGAGAGAUGAUGGGAAGCCUUAAGCUACAAUAUGUGCAUGUAGAAUUUCUAUCCUAGCAGCCUCACAAAUCAUAGAACCAACUUCUUUGAAAUAAAAUUUGCAUUCAGAAAUAAUGUAAGAGAAAACUUCGAUUCUA
Molecule: messenger RNA, 1532 nt
Organism: Cucurbita pepo subsp. pepo (vegetable marrow)
Lineage: Eukaryota; Viridiplantae; Streptophyta; Magnoliopsida; Cucurbitales; Cucurbitaceae
Product: phospholipase A1-IIgamma-like
Biological process (GO): lipid metabolic process
Molecular function (GO): glycerophospholipid phospholipase A1 activity
Source: RefSeq, a predicted model, not a curated record